ACUGAUUGACGCUCUGGGGGCCGCGUUCGGGCUCCUGGCCCGGGAGACGCAGAUGAAGAUGGCGAUCCUGGAGGGACACCGCUCGGGGCCGCACGCCCCUCACUACCGCACCCUGCAGGCCAUGGUGGCCUUUGAGCUGCGGCGCGGCCGGGUGGGGCUCCGGGUGCUGCCCCCGGACCAGCCCCCCUCGGGGAGCCGGACCCUGCUGCGCCUCCACCGGGCCCUCAAGUGGCUGGAGCUGUUCCUGGGCAAGCUGGGCCGCAGUGGGGCGGAGGAAGACCCCUCCCAGCUGUGCGCCGAGGCCUACCAGGCGGCCCUGGCCCGGUACCAUGGCUGGUGGGUGCGGCAGGCGGCCGGGCUGGCCUUCCUGGCCCUGCCCUCGCGCCGGGAGCUGUACGGGCUCGUCUGCGCCGAGGGGGAGAAGGAGGCCCGGGCUGUGCUCCUGGAUGCCGUCGGCACCAUCUCCAGGGUGUAUAACAUCACCCAGCAGCUCUACGCCACCCGCGGCCUCUUGGAGCUGCCCUGAGCGACGCCGGGGGGCGCCGGAGAGGACAAGUUGGGGGGCACUCGGUCUGCUCAGCCUUAGGGCAGGGACUGGCUGGCUCAGGGGGGCAGGGAAUGAGGCAGGGGCCUGUCCCA
Molecule: messenger RNA, 639 nt
Organism: Terrapene triunguis (Three-toed box turtle)
Lineage: Eukaryota; Metazoa; Chordata; Testudines; Emydidae
Product: ceramide-1-phosphate transfer protein-like
Exons: 1
Biological process (GO): ceramide transport; intermembrane lipid transfer
Cellular component (GO): cytosol; membrane; cytoplasm
Molecular function (GO): ceramide 1-phosphate transfer activity; ceramide 1-phosphate binding
Source: RefSeq, a predicted model, not a curated record